UCCUCUGACACCGCCUGGUGUAGAGGUCCUGGAUGGCAGGCAGCUUUGCCCCAGUGAUGUAUUGGGCUGUAUGCACUACCCUCUGAAGCAUUGUACGAAAUCUUCAGUUUCUUGGCAAUUUCUCGCAUGGAAUAGCCUUCAUUUCUCAGAACAAGAAUACACUGACGAGUUUCAGAAGAAAGCACUUCGUUUCUGGCUGUUUUGAGCCUGUAAUCAAAUCAAAGUUUAUUUGUCACGUGCGCUGAAUACAACAGGUGUAGAACUUACAUUUACCAACAGUGCAAUUUUUAAGUAAAAAAUAGGUAUGAGUUGAACAGUAAGUAAAGAAAUAAAAAACAACAGUAAAAAGACAGUGAAAAAUAACAGUUGUGGCUACCGGCAUGAAAGAGCACCAGUAAGCCAGUGACUCAGCCCCUGUAAUAGGGUUAGAGGCAGAGAAUCCCAGUGGAGAGAGGGGAACCGUCUAGGCAGAGACAGCAAGGGCGGUUCGUUGCUCCAGAGCCUUUCCGUUCACCUUCACACUCCUGGGCCAGACUACACUCAAUCAUAUGAUCCACUGAAGAGAUGAGUCUUCAGUAAAGACUUAACCUGUCUAGCCCCCGGGUUCUGCUAGCGGAACCCCCCCCCACAUUCCACUGAAAAGGCAGCGCGCGAAAUUCAAAAAAUAUUUUUGUUGAAAUAUUUAACUUUCACACAUUAACAAGUCCAAUACAGCAAAUGAAAGAUAAACAUCUUGUGAAUCCAGCCAACAUGUCCGAUUUUGUAAAUGUUUUACAGCGAAAACACCACGUAUAUUUAUGUUAGCUCACCACCAAAUACAAAAAGCACAGACAUUUCUUUCACAGCACAGGUAGCUUGCACAAAACCCCCAAAUAGAGAUAGAAUUAGUCACUAACCAAGAAACAACUUCAUCAGAUGACAGUCUUAUAACAUGUUAUACAAUAAAUCUAUGUUUUGUUCGAAAAAUGUGCAUAUUUCAAGUAUAAAUCAUAGUUUUACAUUGCAGCUACAAUCACAAAUAUCACCAAAGCAGCUAGAAUAACUACAAAGAGCAACGUGAAAUAACUAAAUACUCAUCAUAAAACAUUUAUGAAAAAUACAUGGUGUACAGCAAAUGAAAGACAAACAUCUUGUGAAUCCAGCCAAUAUUUCAGAUUUUUUAAGUGUUUUACAGCGAAAACACAAUAUAGCAUUAUAUUAGCUUACUACAAUAGCCAACCACACAACCGCAUUCAUUCACCGCAAAGGUAGCGAUCGCAAAAAAACAGCAAAAGAUAUAAAUGUAUUCACUAACCUUGACAAACUUCAUCAGAUGACAGUCCUAUAACAUCAUAUUACACAAUACAUAUAUGUUUUGUUCGAAAAUGUGCAUAUUUAGCGGUAGAAAUUGUUGUUUUACAAUGUGAAUACGUAGUCAAAAUGCACAAAAUGCUACUGUGAUAUCAACGUGAAAUAAUCUACAGUGGAUCUACUUUUUACUUUUCUUUUUUUAAUUGUCCGGAGAAAUCUUGGACCUAAUCUAAUCAAAUAACUCAUCAUAAACUUUACUAAAAAAUACAUGUUGUACAGCAAAUGAAAGAUACACUAGUUCUUAAUGCAACCGCUGUGUUAGAUUUUUUAAAAUAACUUUAGUACGACAUACAGCUUACGUUAUAGCGAGACAGCGCCCAAAAUAAGGGCGGAAAAUAUGACUAAACAUUUUCAACAGAAAUACGAAAUAACAUCAUAAAUGGUUCCUACUUUUGAUGAGCUUCCAUCAGAAUGUUGUACAAGGGGUCCUUUGUCCAGAAUAAUCGUUGUUUGGUUGUAGAAUGUCCUCUUCUCCUGUCGAAUUAGCAACCAAAGCUAGCCAUGUGGCGCAAACGUACCCAACUUCACAUGACACAAAGAAAAGAAAAUUACGAAAAUCGCGAUUAAACGUUCAAUAAACUGAUAUAACUCGGUUUAAAAUAACUACUUUAUGACGUUUUUAUCACAUAUAUCAAAUAAAAUCAGAGCCGGAGAUAUCUAACGUCUACAGUAAUCCCUCGUUUAUCGCGGGGGUUACGUUCCGAAAAUGACCCGCGAUAAGUGAAAUCCGCGAAAUAGAAAACUUUUUUUUUUUUUACAAUUAGCAACUAUUACAUGUAUACAAAUACAGUGACUCACGUGUAGGCCGUUUCACUGCUCUUCAGACUGGGCCGCUGCAUCCUGACUGCGCUCUGCAGUGUUCUCUUCUUCUGAAGCCCGCGGUGCAGGUGUGUUUGUUCGGGAGAAGAACAUAGUGAUAGGCAGCUGUUGUCGCUCUUUUUUCUUCUUUGCAAAAAGAUCCUUGUACACCGACAUGCCACCAUCGAUUACGUUGGAGAACUGUAAUGAACGGCUCAUCAAAGGGUCCCAUUCCUCAGCUACUCGCUUAAGUUCAGUGGCCAUUCGCACCAUGGUUGCUAAGCGACCAAGCGUUAGUCCUUCCUCCUCAUCUCUCGUGUCCAAUUCGUAGCAUGUUUUGAUACAAGAAGCGGGAGUGAGUUUUUAGCGAAUCAGAAUGCAGAGCACAAUGCACCAAAAAAAAAAAAAAAAUGCAUUAUGAAAAUCCGCGAAAUAGCGAAUCCGCGAUAAGUGAACCGCGAAGUGGCGAGGGAUCACUGUAUACCGAAAACUUUUCAGAACGCAGUCUGGGGUUCCUUCUCGCGCCUUCCAAGACAAUGAAAAAUCCAGACACGUCAUUCCAAAAGCUCUUGUUCGGCCUCAGAUCAAGCUAGACACCCCAUUCCACCUCUCACUGCCUGUUGACAUCUAGUGGAAGGCGUAUGCAGUGCAUGUAGAUCCAUAGAUUUCAGGCUAAUGAAUAGGAAGGCCCUGGAACAGAGCCUCGAUUUCAGAUUUUUCACUUCCUAACAGGAAGUUUGCUGCAAAAUGAGUUCUGUUUUACUCACAGAUAUAAUUCAAACGGUUUUAGAAACUAGAGAGGGUUUUCUAUCCAAUAGUAAUAAUAAUAUGCAUAUUGUACGAGCAACAAUUGAGUACGAGGCCGUUUAAAUUGGGCACGAUUUUUUCCCAAAGUGAAAAUAGCGCCCCCUAUCCCAAAGAAGUUGAGACCGAGUCUGCGUCUCUCACAUGGGUAGGCAGAUCAUUCCAUAAAAAUGGAGCUCUAUAGGAGAAAGCACUGCCUCCAGCUGUUUGCUUAGAAUUUCUAGGGACAAUUAGGAGGUCUGCGUCUUGUGAGCGUAGCGUACGUGUAGGUAUGUACGGCAAGACCAAAUCUGAAAGAUUAUAAACAUACUAAAACGUGCUCAAUUCAAUUAGUCCCUUUCCAACAGUCCCUCAUCUGGAACAGUGAUCACCCCCCUCUCUCCCGGCUCUCAUUCGUCUGGCGUAUCUUCAUUUUCUUCUUUGGAUAGCUUUACAGUUCAUCCUCCCAAUGGCACACAUGUAACUCACGCAUGUCAAAGUGAAUGGCCCUUGAUAAUGUCCCCGAUUUCAAUAUCUGGGGAAUAAUCUGAUUUUCCCAAGCAGACAAAGCACACGAAUGUCUCACCACCAACCUUUACGGUCCAUUCUGUAUUGUCCAUUUCUGUCUUGUCCAUUUUACAAGCAGUACACCAGCAGCAUGAGAUAAGUUUGGACAUGAUCUCUCUCCAUGCUCACUCCACGUGGACGGUCUCAGGACUCAUGCUGCGCUCCUGAAAGAAAAGGCAUUGAUAGCUUCGACUGGAUGCUGUACACCGUUUGCUGGCUCGGACUCAUGUCUCAGUGUAGGAAGAUCUGCUCCUUUAAGAGAUGGAGAAGAAAGCUCAAAGUCUUUCAAUAUGGUGUUGGGAGGAGCCCGUUGCUGAAAUGAAACUAAACAGCAGAGCUGAAUGUUGAGGACCUGAAGACAUUUCCUCCUUAUACAUUUCUCUGAACACUUGCCAGUCCCCUGAACUCAGUCUUACUUUGGGAUUCAAGAGAAAAAUAAGAUAAUUCAACAAUACACAUCAUCUCAGGCAUGGCGUGAGCUAACAAUCCACAGUCUGAAAUGCAGUUAAUAUGCAGUAUAUGUGAGGAGGUGCUCAAGAAACCAGUCACAACCCCAUGUGGGCACAACUUCUGCAUGGAUUGUAUCAGAGAAUACUGGAAAAACAAUGUCCUGUGCCAGUGUCCACAGUGCAAGGAGAAAUUCCCUAACAUAUCUGAGCUAAAAGUCAAUACUCAAUUAUCUAAAAUGGUUGAUGAGUUCUGGAAUCCAUUUGUGGUAAAUACCACAAGCCCCCAGGACCAAUGCCUGGACCAUCCUAGAGAGGUGUCCUAUGAUAUCUGUGUUGGGAGGGAGAUCAAGGCUGUGAAUUCUUCUUUUGAGGCCUCUUACUGUGAGACUCCCCUGGAGCCCAAUCAGAGAGUCGCAACCUUGAGGAGACAACAGCAUGUAGAGAAUCCUGAAGAACAUAUGUGUGAGAGGCAUGGGGGAUGUCUGGAGUUCAAGACCGACUACAAUAUCCACAACACUGUCGCUCUUGAAGUGGAAACCAGAAAGAAUAAUGUACAGUUAGGAAAGGCUGAAGUGCAGCAGAUGAUUCAGGGCAGACAGCAGAAAAUGAUUGAGAUCAGAAAUAGAAUACAAUCUAGCGGAAUAAAUGCAGAGCAAGAGGUAGAGAACAGUUGUCAGACCUUUAGAGCUUUAAUGCGCUCCAUUGAAAGAAGCCAGGCUGAACUCAAUGACGUGAUUUCAGAAAAGCAAAAGGAAACCAAAAGGCUGGCUGAAGGGCUCAUUAAAGAGCUGGAGCAGGAAAUCACUGACCUAAAACUCCUCCAGAGCUCACCAUCCCUGUGCACCUCUCCACCCACCAAGGACUGGUCUGAGAUCAGGGUUCAGAGUGUUGAGAAUGUCGGCAUGGUGAGGAAAGCUGUGAAGAGAGCUGGCUCUCAGUUUGAAGAUGCACUGAAGAGUGAAAUGAAGAGGUUGUGUGAGGCUGAGCUCAAGGUUAUUCAGCAGUGGUCAGUGGAUGUAACUCUGAACCCUGAUACAGCUCAUCCCAAUCUCACUCUCUCUGAAGAUGUGAAACAACUUAGACAUCCCGGUAGACGACAGAACUACCCUGGCAAUCCAGAGAGGUUCUUCUAUAUUGCCAGCGUCCUGGGAAAGGAGGGCUUCUCCUCAGGAAGAUUCUACUACGAGGUGCAGGUGAAGGGAAAUAGUCUCUGGAGUGUAGGAGUGGCCAGAGCGUCCAUUAAAAGAACGAUUCAUGCAGCAAAGCCUGAGAAUGGACUCUGGACUAUCCAGCUGGGGAAAGGGAAUGUCUACAGGGCCUGCACCACUGACCCUACCCCCCUCUCCCUGAGUGAGAAGCCCCAGAAGGUGGGGGUCUAUGUGGACUAUGAAGAUGGUGAGGUCUCCUUUUACAAUGCCCAGGCCAGAUCUCAUAUCUACUCGUUUACCGAUUGUUCCUUCACUGAGACACUUUACCCGUACUUCAACCUUGGGGUUUGUGGCAUUGACAAAAUGUCAGCACCGUUGAUCAUCUCUCAUGUGAGCCAAUCAGAUUGAGAUUUAACUCGUAUCGAUUACAUUCUAAAGAAAACUGAACAUUCCAUGCAUUGAUUUAUAUUGAAUAUUUAGAGAGGUAUAUAUUGUAUCUUACCAGGAAAUCUAGAAUCACAUUUGCUGGGCUUUAUUGUUAUGUCCUUUACGAUUGUAUGAUGACAUACUGAAAAUGCAGCUCAUUACUAAUCCUGCCCCAAUAUGUCUCUGUAUCUAAUUUAUGUGGAAAUAUUAAAUUGAAUCCUCUUUGCAUUGAACUGAUCUGAAAUGUGCAUACUUUUUUCAAUGGUUUUGUUAUUUGGCCUCAGUAAAUCUUCUGGGCUACAGCACAAUAAAAGCUUUGUGAACUCCUACAUAAUAUGAACAGGAAGUGUGAAUGUAUUAGAUACAUGGCAACCAUAAUACAUGGUUCAGCUGAGAGAGUCCUGUCAUGUUACGGGUUAAUUCAGCCAUGUACUGUACCUUUAAGAGCAGCUGCAUUUCAGCUUAGCAGUAAGGGACCGGGACAAGCCAUGGUAAUGUCACCUUCUAAAAUGAGACUAAACUAGAGAACUUUGUGCUUUAGCAUGACCAAAUUCCCUCACAAAUCUCUCUACACAGCCUAGUAGAGUACAAAAUAUUUCGUCUUUGACAUUGCUGUUCUUCUGAAUACAGAGAUGGGAGUGGAGCUGCAGAGGCAGUCUCUCUCCCCAGUGCUCUGUGCAGUGGUCUGGACUAUUCUCUCCUGUGGCAUCCUGCUGGCGUUCUGCUUCCUGCUCUUUACCCUGCGCUUCAAGAACAACAGGAUAGUGAAGAUGUCUAGUCCUAACCUUAAUGUGCUGACUCUGUGUGGGAGUGUCCUCACCUACAGCAGUGGAUUCCUAUUCGCUUUUGAGGAACGCACCCACCUACAAGGGGGAGGAGUGAGAGCUAUACUACAGGCCAGGAUCUGGAUGUUUUGUAUCGGCAGCACUCUGGUAUUUGGGCCCAUCCUGGGGAAAACAUGGCGGCUGUACAGAGUGUUCACCCAACGCGUGCCUGACAAGAGAGUGAUCAUCAGAGACAUCCAGUUGAUGGGCUUGGUAGCUCUGUUGAUUCUGCUGGACCUGCUGGUUCUGACUGCUUGGAGUCUAACCGACCCGGUCAAAUGUGCACUGUCCAUUGGGGCUAUGGUCAAGGUGGUGGAGAGGGAAUUGUCCUACUCUCUGUCUCAGCUGGACUCCUGUUCCUCUCUCUAUUCAGACCUGUGGUUUAUCCUCCUCGCUGUGAUGAAGGGUGGCCUGCUCCUGUAUGGGACCUACCUGGCCGGUCUGACCAGCAACGUCAGCCUCCCUCCGGUCAACCAGUCCCCCACCAUCAUGACCGCGGUCAGCCUGGUCACCCUGUCCACGGCGGUUGCAGUCCCAGUGUCACGGUUCCUGCAGGCCUGGCCUAACGUGGUCUAUAGCGUGGUAGCUGGAGCCAUCUUCAUCUGUACCCUCGCCACCAACUGUAUGCUGUUUGUACCUCAGUUAACCCAGUGGCGUCGGUUUGAGGAGGAGCACAACAACCUUAGCCAGAUGGCGAAGUACUUUAGCAGCCCCAGUAAGAGUGUCCACUCUGUCUACAGCCAGGAUGAAGUCUACUAUCUACUGGGGGAGAACAACUCUAUGAAGAGGCUCCUCAAUGAGAAGAAUGCUGUAAUUGACAGUCUGCAGGAGCAGGUGAACAACGCCAAAGACAAGCUAUUGCGCCUCAUGUCCAAUACCCACCCUCACGAGGACCAGGAAAUGGACUCUUCCACCACCAACCUCCACUCCUCCUCCACCCAGACCACAGUGGUGCCGUCCGACUGCUCUCCAACUUCCCUGCCACAGAGGGACGUAGCAGAACCUACCCCCUCUUCUCAUCCUUUCUCUCCAUCUGCUCAGUCUGCUCCUCCCACUACUUCUGCUCUCUGUACACCUCCUUCUGAAUCGACCUCUGCUCCUCUCUCUUCUCCUCCCCCUCCUGCCCUCUCUUUUCCCCCAGGGGAUUGUGUGAGUGUUAAACCGUGCAGUGUAGAGUUUGGCUCAUACAUCCAGGGUGCAGGGAUGGAGACAGAGGCAGGGGGGUGUAAGGUUGAGGGGACUGUGUCCCAGCAGCAGUGUGGAGCGGAAAGGUCUCACCUCCCAUUCUCCCCUCAGCCCUCUGUUUCUUCCAAGAUAGGAGUCAGAACACCAGGGGAGAUGGGAGGGACACAAACCACACCCUCCUGUCAGUCAAACUAUGUCACUUCCUCAUCCACUCUCCCCCCGGUGGGUUUGGCCCCUGCUCAGUCGGAACCGUCAGGUUGCCAUGGCGAUACCACAUCACCAUGGAUGGCAGGUGUCAGGCAGGCAGGGUUUGUGAGCAGUGAGCAGCUGCAGGAGAUACUCCAGGAACUGAGCGUGGACGCUGUCAUGGAAACGGCCCUCCGCUCACCAAAUCACAGCAGGGGGUUCAGGAGACCCUCUCAACCCUCCUCGACCAAUCCCUCUGUUCUCUCUCCUCUCUCCCUCUGCACUCCUCAUUCCCCCAAUCCCCCUCUCCUUUUCCGCUACCCUAGUAUCUCCCCCUACGUAAUGAGGAAACGCAGACCUCCAUUCCAUUCCCCAAGAUGGGGGCCUCCACCCUGUUACUACCCAGGCUCCGAGCCUCCUGGUUGGGGAAGGAGGAGCGACACGGGGCUCUCACAACCAGACAAGCACCUCUCAAAAACACAACCUCUGCUCAAUCCUGCCGCCACAGAGACUAAUCAUCUCCACCUCGACGACAGUGAUGGAGAAGAAGGGCUAGAGGCGUGGCACAGGGUAACAAACAGGUGCGGGAGGCGCAGCUCAAGGCGGGAGCACCGGCCACCACCCCUUCGAAAAUGCCCUCCAGAUGGUGACGGGGUUGGUGAGGGAGGGCCAGACAGAGACCGUGGCAGGGACUCGUAUGGUUACUGGGACUCAGACUCCAGCAGCUUGGCUGACUACUCCUACUACCAUCGUCCCUACUGCGACGCCUGCUUGCAACACGGCUCCUACCCCUCCAGCGACAGCUCCUCCUCAGACUCCUCGGACAGUGAGUAUGGCGGCUUCACCAGCCUCUGCCGCUCCACACAUCCGGUGGUCAACUUCAAGGAGGACCUCAAACCGACCUUCGUAUGAGCCUGUCUGGAACCUAGACUGAACCGGUGCUGCGGGAGAAUCAUUCAAGUGAAACUGUGUUGUAAUUUACUUUCAAUGGCCAGUUCACGGCUGAACAAUUGAGUUUACACACUGUUGUAACACUAUUUAGAAGUGGUAAAUUGAGCAGGAACUAAUGCUAGAAAAGCUUGCCUUGUACCCAUCCAAGAUGGCUAAUUUGAAGGAAAAACAUCUGAUUUUGAAUUCAACAAUGAAUCUUCCUUAUCUAUGUGUGGAGUACGAGUACCCUAGCAACACAUUACCUCACAGCAAUCACAUUACAGGCUUUUUAAUUGGUUGCAAGUGCUUUAGAAAUGGGACCAAGAUGCAGUGUGUUGUUCAAUGGGUCGAGUUUGUUGUAUGAUGAUUGGGAUCUGAUUUUAAUUUAUUGACUUUGUCAUUAACUUAUUGCACUGACUGCCAUUGUCUCUAGGUCAUGUUAAAGAAAAUGUAUAUUUGUAGCUAAAUAAGAUACAAUAUUUAGAUCAUAUAGAUUGUUGCAUGUUACAAAAAAACACUGGAUUUUAUUGAUCUGUUACCAUCUCUUUUAAUCCCCCCUACUUUGAAUAGAGCCCACCAGGGAUGGAGUGCAGGGUCACCAUUGUAAAGAAUACUAUUAUAUCAAUUUUGUCUGAGUUUUUAUGAUCUUUAUGCUUUUGUUUACCUUUUUAUACAUCAAAAUCCCUCAAUGCACUACGUUGGUAAUGUUAUUGAUUUGAGUGUUAUGUGUGUGUGAGUGCGUGCGUGCAUGUGUGUGGCGUGCAUGUGUGUGUGCACAAUGUACUGAAAUCAUUGCAUUUUAAUUGGAAGCUCUGCCUCCAAUUCUAUCAAUUGUAAUUCUCUGUGAGCUGAUUGAUUAUUAAAUUACCUGUUGGCAUUUGUCCUCCGGUCCCCUCUGGUCCCAAUUCA
Messenger RNA from Salvelinus fontinalis (brook trout), 9555 nucleotides. Its product is annotated as probable G-protein coupled receptor 156. Gene Ontology annotation, molecular function: G protein-coupled GABA receptor activity; protein binding; zinc ion binding. The transcript has 10 exons. Gene Ontology annotation, biological process: G protein-coupled receptor signaling pathway; gamma-aminobutyric acid signaling pathway. Lineage: Eukaryota; Metazoa; Chordata; Actinopteri; Salmoniformes; Salmonidae. The record is from RefSeq and is a predicted model, not a curated record. Bases 6154 to 8628 code for a protein of 824 amino acids. Gene Ontology annotation, cellular component: G protein-coupled receptor heterodimeric complex; membrane.